Molecule: messenger RNA, 1931 nt
Organism: Trichoplusia ni (cabbage looper)
Lineage: Eukaryota; Metazoa; Arthropoda; Insecta; Lepidoptera; Noctuidae
Gene: hgo
Product: homogentisate 1,2-dioxygenase
Exons: 10
Coding region: 98-1417 (439 amino acids)
Biological process (GO): L-phenylalanine catabolic process
Cellular component (GO): cytoplasm
Molecular function (GO): homogentisate 1,2-dioxygenase activity
Source: RefSeq, a predicted model, not a curated record
GGGCGCAUUAGCAUAGCUGUAGUGGUAAACAUCGCGACACCGUCAUAGUUGGUAGUCUGUCUCUACGACUGUUUGAAACAUCUCGUGUGACUCCAACAUGGGAGAUCUUAAGUAUCUUUGCGGGUUCGGCUCUGAGUUCACGUCAGAGGACCCUCGCAGACCUGGUUCCUUGCCCGAGGGUCAGAACAACCCACAGCGCUGUCCCUACGGACUCUACGCGGAACAGGUGUCCGGGACCGCCUUUACAGCACCCAGGCAUGAAAACAAACGCUCCUGGUUGUAUAGAAUUCGCCCUUCGGUGAUACACAAGCCGUUCCAGAAAUUGGAUGGAGCCAAAUAUCUAACUCACAACUGGGAUGAACAGGAACCCGAUCCAAAUCAGUCCCGUUGGCUCCCUUUCGACAUUCCUCCGCCGAGCCAGUCUGUUGACUUCGUGUCUGGACUGCACACAGUCUGCGGCGCGGGCGACCCUCGCUCUCGACACGGCCUCGCCAUCCAUGUCUAUCUGUGCAACGCGUCGAUGGACAAAAGUGCCUUCUACAGCAGCGAUGGAGAUUUACUUAUUGUACCCCAGCAGGGGACCCUGAAGAUCACCACUGAGUUUGGCCUCAUGGAGGUGGCCCCCAACGAGAUAGCCGUCAUCCAGCUCGGCAUGAGGUUCUCCGUCAAUGUUGAGGGACCUACUAGGGGUUACAUUCUGGAAGUGUUUGACGGGCACUUCAAGCUGCCCGACUUAGGACCUAUUGGGGCCAACGGUCUCGCAAACCCGAGGGACUUCCUCACACCUGUCGCGCGCUACUUCGAUGAAGAAAUACCUGGAUUUAAAAUAGUGAACAAGUACCAAGGCAGCCUGUUCGUGGCAGAGCAGAACCACUCCCCGUUCGACGUGGUGGCGUGGCACGGGAACUACGUGCCUUACAAAUACGACCUCAGCAAGUUUAUGGUCAUCAACUCUGUACUAUAUGAUCAUUGUGACCCAUCCAUCUUCACGGUACUGACUUGCCCCUCCACGAGGCCUGGCGUGGCCAUCGCAGACUUCGUCAUCUUCCCGCCGAGGUGGACGGUGACCGAACACACGUUCAGACCACCGUACUAUCAUAGGAACUGUAUGAGCGAGUUUAUGGGCCUGAUCUUGGGAGCUUACGAGGCGAAAGAGGGAGGUUUCCUCCCCGGAGGCGCCUCUCUCCACUCCAUGAUGACUCCGCACGGACCUGACGACAAGUGCUUUGAAGGAGCUUCAAAAGCGGAACUUGUGCCGCAGAAGAUUGCUGUUAAUACUCAGGCGUUCAUGUUCGAGUCUUCGCUCAGUUUGGCCAUCACGAAAUGGGGCGCCGAAACCUGUCAGAAACUUGAUGCUAAAUAUUAUGAAUGUUGGCAGAACUUACCCAAACUGUUCUCCGAAAAUGUCAAUGUGUAAUUAAUGUCUUUAUAAUGUAAUGACGUGAUAACAAUCACUAUUGUUUUUAUUUUUGUAAUAAAUUUCUUUUAUGCUUUGUCCGUUUUAUAGAGUUGGUUAAGGUUAAUUCUUUUACUACCCGACUGGGAUUUAGUUAUUGUAUACCUAAACGGGCUGAUUUUAGUACUGUAUUAUUAUUAUCUAACAACUGAAACCUAUUCAAUUAACACGAUAAAGAUAGGUUAGCUUUGACUUUGGUAACAGGUACAUAAUUAAAAACUAUGAAAAUUAUAUUUAUAUCCUUAAGGUUGUUUAUUGGCAAGUAUUUCUAAUUAAUAUAUUACAUUUUCCUGUAUAAUUAUUUCAGGGCGACGUUUUAGUCAAGUUUUUUUUCACAAAUCGAUGAAAUACUUGUACAGGAAAAUGUGAUUCAUUAAUUAGAAACAGUGCCGUAUUAUCAAUAAGGCACUUUAGGCCAGUGCCUAGGGGCCCACUAUGACCAGGGGCCCACCACUAUGACUAGGGGCCCAGCACU